GUACAACAACAAAUAUACAUAUAGAGAGAUACUCAGACAUAUACACCAAACACUCUGAUACUUCUCUCCAUAUAUACAUAUCUCUCCUGUGUUCUUGAAACAUAGCCAAAUUAAAAGCGGAGGAUCAAAUGACAAGUGUUCAUGAGGAGACGCGUCUAGUACUCCUCAUCAAGGGCAAACGCACCAAACGUCAGCGAUCUGCGUCUCCUCAUAUGAAUGCAGAAGCAAUGUCAAGCGUUUGCAACGAGGAACGAUCACUGGAGGCAAGAGAAGAAGGAGCUGAUGAAAUCAAAUUCUUGGGAGCUACGGACGAAGACCAAGACAUGGCGAAUUGUCUAAUGUUGUUGUCCAAAGGGCAUAAAUCAAAAGGUAGUGGUGAUCAUUUGUCGACGCAAAAAAUUGGUUUCUUGAGCGACAAGAAACCGGUGACUCCUCUAGGGCUAGGGCGAGACGGUGUUUACCAGUGCAAAACGUGUGAUAAAAGCUUCCACUCGUUUCAAGCGCUAGGAGGACACAGGACUAGCCAUAAGAAGCCUAAACUCGGAGCAACCAUUCUCAAAUGCAACGAGAAGAAAUCUGCGGUGUCUGCAGUUAAAACAGUUGAAGCUGCGAGAGUUGUAGGAAGCUUUCUUUCUCUACAAGUAACUAGCAGUGACGGUAGCAAGAAACAGGAGAAAACACAUGAAUGUUCGAUCUGCAAGGCUGAGUUUUCUUCAGGACAAGCCUUGGGAGGUCACAUGAGAAGGCAUAGAGGUUUAACAUUGAAUGCAAAUGCUAACUCAACAAUCAAAACAGCGACAUCAUCAAUUCAUCAUCAAGAAUCUAUACGGGAAAAGAACUUUAUGGAGUUAGAUCUUAAUCUUCCAGCGCCAGAAGAUGAACCUAAACUCGUGUUUGCGUCCAAAGAUCAGAUUCUCCUCUUCGCGGCUGCGUCCAAUUCUUUGAUUGAUUGUCAUCACUAAUUAAGUAGUUGUUGUAAUUAAUAACUUCUUUAACCUUCACAUGUUAAUCAUUAACCCUCCUAUUACUAUAAUCUAAUUAAUACUGAUUCUUGUAAUUUGACAUUGAUUGAGUUAACUUCAUCAUUGCUUCAGUUUAUGGUCGUCAGCUUCAUUGCUCCAUAUAUACUAUUUUGCUUGAGUGUGGUAAU
Molecule: messenger RNA, 1150 nt
Organism: Raphanus sativus (radish)
Lineage: Eukaryota; Viridiplantae; Streptophyta; Magnoliopsida; Brassicales; Brassicaceae
Product: zinc finger protein ZAT5
Exons: 1
Coding region: 129-962 (277 amino acids)
Source: RefSeq, a predicted model, not a curated record